AUGUGUGACGAAGAAGUAGCCGCUUUGGUCGUUGACAAUGGAUCCGGUAUGUGUAAAGCCGGAUUCGCCGGUGAUGACGCACCCCGUGCUGUAUUCCCCUCAAUCGUGGGAAGGCCAAGACAUCAGGGUGUAAUGGUUGGUAUGGGGCAAAAAGACUCAUACGUUGGAGACGAAGCACAAUCAAAGAGAGGUAUCCUGACUCUUAAAUACCCAAUUGAGCACGGUAUCGUCACCAACUGGGAUGACAUGGAGAAAAUUUGGCACCACACUUUCUACAACGAGCUCCGAGUUGCGCCUGAAGAGCACCCCGUUCUCCUUACCGAGGCUCCAUUGAACCCAAAAGCCAACCGUGAGAAGAUGACGCAGAUCAUGUUCGAAACUUUCAACACACCUGCUAUGUACGUCGCUAUCCAGGCUGUGCUUUCUCUCUACGCUUCUGGUCGUACCACUGGAAUCGUUCUCGAUUCCGGAGACGGUGUCUCGCACACAGUGCCCAUCUACGAGGGUUACGCUCUACCUCACGCUAUCCUCCGUCUCGACUUGGCUGGACGUGAUCUCACCGAUUACCUUAUGAAGAUCCUCACCGAGAGAGGAUACUCUUUCACCACCACCGCCGAGCGUGAAAUCGUUCGUGACAUUAAAGAAAAACUUUGCUAUGUUGCUCUGGACUUUGAACAAGAAAUGGCCACUGCUGCUUCAUCAUCCAGCUUGGAGAAGAGCUACGAACUUCCUGACGGACAGGUCAUCACCAUCGGAAACGAGCGAUUCCGUUGCCCAGAGGCUCUCUUCCAGCCCAGCUUCUUAGGAAUGGAAGCUUGUGGUAUCCACGAAACCACCUACAACUCGAUCAUGAAGUGCGACGUCGACAUCCGUAAGGACUUGUACGCCAACACUGUCCUCUCUGGAGGUACCACCAUGUACCCAGGAAUCGCCGAUAGAAUGCAAAAAGAAAUCACUGCCCUGGCUCCAUCCACCAUGAAGAUCAAGAUAAUUGCUCCCCCAGAAAGAAAAUACUCCGUAUGGAUCGGUGGUUCCAUUCUUGCUUCUCUGUCGACCUUCCAACAGAUGUGGAUCUCUAAACAAGAGUACGACGAGUCUGGACCAUCCAUCGUCCACAGAAAGUGCUUCUAA
Molecule: messenger RNA, 1131 nt
Organism: Cotesia congregata
Lineage: Eukaryota; Metazoa; Arthropoda; Insecta; Hymenoptera; Braconidae
Source: the annotation of a GenBank genome assembly